GUAGAAAUCAACAACCUUACUACGUAGGCGGCCUUGUGCUGUUUUCCUAAGACCUAAAAUGUCGUUUAUUUAUACGACAUAAUAGUUUUAGUUUUUCUGUGAAACAUAAUAGACCUAAAAACAUCCAUUAUAUUAAUAAGGCCUGUGUUGUGACAAACUGAGAAAAAUAUAUUAUAUAAGGACAUAUAGAAUAUUCGUAAUGGAUACCACGUUAUUUACCUUUAUCAUUUUUUUAUACUUCUCCCUUGUAUCUUCAGAUAACCAUAGAAAUUUGCCACCUAUUUAUGAAAUGGAAGAUUACUUAGGGUGCUUCGAAAGAAAUGAUUUUUAUUGUAAAGUAGAUGCAAGAUUAACGAACAACGGAUAUGAAAAUAAUAGUCUGUGGAAGUUGAUUAAUGAUUCUAUCAGCGAUAGAAACAGCUAUGACCGGACUAUUAUUCACAGGGCUAUAUGUCUCCCAAAAAGAGAAGUUAAUUUGAAUUCGACUAAGAAGCUUUCUGAAUUUCGUAUAAAUGAGAAAUUUACUGGAAAUAAUUUAACUGUAUUAGUAGAAGAUAUCGUUUGUAAUACAAAAGAUAAUCUUAAUAUAUCUUUGUAUGAUCAAUUGUUACUAUUUUUCUUCAUAGCAUAUUUACUUUUAAUUAUAUAUGCUACAAUGUAUGAUAGAUGGAAAAGGACAAGUACAGCUGGAAGCACUAAGAAUAAAGCCAUCAUAGCACUGUCAUUAUCUUCAAACUGGAGGAAAAUGUGUAAUACUGAUGGGAAUGAAGAUUACAUCAAAUUAAAAUCAAUCCAAGGAAUUCGAUUUUAUAACAUGUUAUUAAUUAUCAGUGUGCACACUCUUCUGAGUUUUAAUAUAGUUUAUAUCUCAAAUCCUAACGACCUUGAAAUACUGUUCAAUAACUCCAUAAUGCGAAAUUAUACAACUAUGAGUGUUUUUUUUGUGCAGACGUUUUUUCUUAUAUCUUCUUGGAUUGUAACUUUUCAAAUAUAUAACAUUUAUAGAAGUCAUGGAAAAUUCACCAUUAGUCAAGCCCUUAUUCUCAUCUUUAAUAGAUUCAUUAGAAUUGGUGUAUGUUCGACUGCAAUGCUACUUUUCCUAAAAUCUACUUGGAAUAAUUUAGCUAGGGGGCCUAUUAAUUUUGAUGCCAUUGAUAUGGUUCAAAGAGCAUGUAAGCUUAACUGGUGGCAAUCUUUUUUUCUGAUAAAUAAUUAUUUAUAUCUCGGAGAAAUAUGUCAUCCUCCUUCGUGGUAUUUGUCUGUGGAUUUUCAACUGUAUAUCAUGACAACUAUCACCAUCUAUUUAAUUCUGAAAUUUAAACUCAAUGAGUUUAAAAUCAUCAGUUUCCUAAUAUUUUUUUCUUGUUUACUAUACGGAUCAAUUAUAUAUAUGAAAGAAAUGGAUACAAUUUAUAGGAUUAAUCAUAAUGUUACUAGAAUGUUUUUAUUUGUACGAUCGGAAUCAUGUAGGAUAUUAUACCUUUCAACAUAUUCCAACUGGACUACAAGCUUAGUAGGCAUAUUACUAGGAAUUGCAUAUACAAAAUCCAAGAAUAACAAUAUCGUUAGUAACAAGAAUCGGAAGAUUAUAUCCAUUUUGUGGUUUUUAAUAUUUUUUGGCCUACCGUGUGCAGUCAUAUUUUUAGCAAGACAUGAAUUCACAGGGAUUCGAGCAGCAAUUUUGGGUGCUUUGGUUAAACCCCUGUUUUCUUUAGGCAUCGGAAUAGGCAUUUUAGGAAUGUCACACAAAAUGGGAGGUCUUAUCAAACAUAUAUGUGAAAAUAAAUGUGUUGUCCUGAUGAGUAAUUUCUCAUUCUGCACAUACGUUUUUCAGUUUUAUGUUAUAUUCUCUAAAGGAAUUGAAAGUUAUUCGUUGAUGCAGUUUGAACUUAUUAAUCUGAUAAAAUACUAUUUGCUUUUUGAUGCACCCCUGGCUAUAAUAUUUGGAAUUAUCUGCACGUUAGUAUUCGAGCAGCCAGGAAUUAAUUUACAAAAAAUAUUCUUGCCACAAAUAGCACGUAGGAAAGAACAACGGAAAAGAGAGUAACGGAAUGAUUUACUGUUACAAAUUAAUCUUGACUUCUGUUAAAUUUUGUUAUUUGAAUUAAAUUUAAGAGAUAAUAAUAUUAUAUUUUAUUUCCAA
This is a messenger RNA of Anoplophora glabripennis (Asian longhorned beetle), 2143 nucleotides long. Its product is annotated as O-acyltransferase like protein-like. The coding region runs from base 200 to 2047 and encodes 615 amino acids. Gene Ontology annotation, molecular function: acyltransferase activity, transferring groups other than amino-acyl groups. The record is from RefSeq and is a predicted model, not a curated record. The transcript is spliced from 13 exons. NCBI's taxonomy places the organism in Eukaryota, Metazoa, Arthropoda, Insecta, Coleoptera, Cerambycidae.